UUUCGUUUCUCACGUGAGGUUGCGCGAUAGCCAGAGUAUUUCAGCUGAAAUGUCUCGCCUCCGUUGGACUUCCUUUUCCUCCGCCGUUUCUGUCACGAAAGAUCACGAUGGCCGAUGCCAAGGAACCUCUGCAAUCGGUGCAAGUCUUCGGACGCAAGAAAACGGCCACGGCCGUGGCUUACUGCAAACGCGGCAAGGGCCUGAUCAAGGUGAACGGUCGUCCGUUGGAGUUGGUGGAGCCCCGCGCUCUGCAGUACAAGCUGCAGGAGCCCAUGCUCCUCUUGGGCAAGGACCGAUUCGCCGAUGUGGACAUCCGGAUUCGCGUCAAGGGCGGUGGACACACGUCCCAGAUCUACGCCAUCCGACAGGCCCUCUCCAAAUCCCUCGUGGCCUACUACCAAAAGUUUGUGGAUGAGCAGAGCAAACAAGAGAUCAAGGACAUCCUGAUCCAGUUCGACCGCACGCUCAUGGUGGCCGAUCCCCGACGAUGCGAGGCCAAGAAGUUUGGCGGUCCCGGCGCCCGGGCCCGAUACCAGAAGUCGUACCGUUAAACCCAUGUUUGUCCCACGCCCCUUUUCUCCUUCGAUCCGCCCCACUGCCCGGGCUCAAGACCACGCCCACGUGGUUUUUCUGUUUCUGGGAAUAAAUGCCUCGGGCUCGAAAACGCGA
Tigriopus californicus is the source of this 669-nucleotide messenger RNA. It is a transcript of the gene RpS16, whose product is annotated as small ribosomal subunit protein uS9. Gene Ontology annotation, biological process: maturation of SSU-rRNA from tricistronic rRNA transcript (SSU-rRNA, 5.8S rRNA, LSU-rRNA); translation. The coding region runs from base 108 to 551 and encodes 147 amino acids. Gene Ontology annotation, cellular component: cytosolic small ribosomal subunit; ribosome. Gene Ontology annotation, molecular function: structural constituent of ribosome; RNA binding. The record is from RefSeq and is a predicted model, not a curated record. NCBI's taxonomy places the organism in Eukaryota, Metazoa, Arthropoda, Copepoda, Harpacticoida, Harpacticidae. The transcript is spliced from 4 exons.